UGUGUAACUUUCGGUUUCGUAUGGGAUCGUGUUCCGGUCUAAUACAACAUCAUGAAUGGAGUGACAAUGAUGGAUGAAAAUGAUGAAGAGAUCAAAAGCCCAAUUCGAAGACUUGGAUCGACGAGAAAAUUGAAUCUAUUCAACAAUAUUCGACAGCAGCUCAAUGAUCAGCUUAAAUUCCUGGAUGUUCGAAUGGAGGCACAGAUUGCACUGGUGCAGGAGUUACAAGAUUUCUUCCGGCGACGUGGUGAAGUAGAAUUAGACUACAGUAAAAGCUUAGACAAACUGGCCAAAAGUUUGCAGCUUCGCCACAAAGAGCAUCGUCAAAAACGAGAACAAUGGCCAAUGUUUUCUUCAUAUUCCUGCUGGCAGCAGCUUGUCAACCAAACCAAGUCACUCUCCAGGGAUCAUGCUGCAAUGUCGGAGAUAUAUUCCACUCAUUUGGUGGCUCGUUUACAAACAGUUUGGGACGAUGUGCAGCGUAUCUACAGAAAGUGUCGUGAAAUAGGAUUUGAAACACACGUUGAGAUUUUGAGAAUUCUGCAGGAACUGCAUACGAACAUGAAAACAUACCAUACGCUGCAGACCGAGGCGAAAGAAGCUGAUAAGAAACUGCGUGCAGCGGAAAAUCAAAGGAAUAAACUACAGCAAAGUGUACCGAAAGAGAAGCUAGAGCGCAGUAAAAAAUAUCGUUUGAUUGAGAAAGAGGUACUAAAACGAAAAAAUAAAUACACCGACGCAAGAUUGAGAGCGCUAAAGGCAAAAAACGAGUACCAACUGUGUCUCGAGGCUUCCAACACGACGAUCCAUAAAUAUUUCGUCGAGGAUUUGAGCGAUUUGAUCGAUUGCAUGGAUCUUGGUUUUCACUCGGUUGUUUCUCGCGCACUCCUUAUGCAUGUAUCCGCCGACCAAGGAAGAUGCCGUGCGGUGUUGCACAAUGCCGAAGCUUUGUCGCACAUUGUCAAUAUGAUGGACAGCCGGGCAGAUAAACAGAAAUUUCUCGAGCAGCACAGUGCAGCAUUUCGUAUUCCCAAACGGCUUGAGUUUCAAGGCCAGGAAGAAGAAGUUGAACCAGAACUGCAGAAAGCUCUGCACCAGGAAAUGGAGUCUAGAUUGCUACAACUAGAGCAACGGGUUAAUAACCUCCGCAUGGAAUCCGAAGAAAUCUGGAAAACACUGGAAACGGCAGAGAUAAAUCUUUUGGAUAUACUCAAUACAAAAGAUUAUGAUUGCACGAGUGCAUUCGGUGAUGGUGCUAUCGCUGUCCAGAAGUCAGAAAGCAUAUCCUUAAAAUUGCGAUCGGAUAAAAAUGAAAUCGAAGAGUUUUACAUAACGAAAAUUCGCGAAUAUAUUCUCGCAACGUCAAGGAUAGCCCGUUUGGACUCCAAAGCAGAAUACCUGCGCAAUGCUCUGACAAAAGACUCCGCCUGCAAAACCGACACGCUCACAAAACCCAAUGUCCCGAAAAGAAAACGGAUAGGCCGGAUAAACAAAUCAGGCCGACCUAAGCUUUUUGGUGGAUCACUGGAAGAGUAUCUUGAGGUAUCCGGUGAAGAAAUUCCUCUUAUUCUUCGAAGCUGCAUACGAGUCAUAAAUUUAUAUGGAUUACAUCACCAAGGCAUAUUCCGUGUGUCAGGAUCUCAAGUAGAAAUAAGUAAUUUUAAAGAAGCCUUUGAACGUGGCGAUGAUCCUUUAGCCGAGAUGACCGAUGCAUCCGAUAUUAACUCCGUUGCAGGAGUAUUAAAACUCUACUUGCGAGAACUACGGGAGCCUCUGUUCCCACUAAUUUACUUUGAUCAUUUUAUACAACUGGCACAACUAGAAUCCAAACAAGAGAUUGUUUCUGGUAUACGUAAAUUCUUCCAUAGUUUACCAAAGACAGUGGUGGUAGUUAUCCGGUAUUUGUUUGCCUUUUUGAAUCACCUAUCAGAAUAUUCGGAGGAAAAUAUGAUGGACGCAUACAACCUCGCUAUUUGCUUCGGUCCAACGUUGAUGCCUGCGCCGGAAGAUAAAGAUCAGGUUCAAUAUCAAAACCAAGUGAAUGAGUUGAUAAAAAAUAUCAUCGUUCAUCAUGCGGAUCUCUUCCAAAAGGAUUUGGGUGGGAUGCAGUAUGAGAAGUUCAUCACAUCAGAAACGUUCGAGGAUAUUGACAUUGGUGAUUCGCCCACGGAGCAAGUUUCUGAGGAUCCAGACUCAGAAGUGUAUCCAUCGGAAGAUGAAUCUGACACGUUUGAAGCAAUUGUUCAGUUUGACUUCAAUGCGCGAUCUGAUCGCGAACUUUCACUGCGCAAAGGAGAAACUGUGAUACUAUACAAUCAGGUGUCCAAUGAUUGGUGGAAAGGAGCAGUGAAUAACAAAACCGGUCUCAUUCCUGAUAAGUAUAUAUCGUUGAAAAUUAAGGAUGAAGAACGCGAUAAAAGUGAACAUUUGAAGUCAUCCAGCUCGGAAGAAUCUGUUCGAAAACGUCGCCCCAGUGGUAAUAUUUCACUUAACAGUCAACUUUCUAUAUGUACCCAGAACUCGAAUAUAACAUGUGGAAGCGAAUACACAACAUCCACAAUCAGUGCCACAGCGGGAGUCAGUAAAUUAACCGGGACAAGUAAUGGAGAAGGAGGUUGCAGUAAUGGAUCCUCUGGUGGCAGUGUUGCAGCUGGUUCUGUUGGAACAAUGUUGACAUCUCCGGAAUAUUCUCAAUCCGGGCAGAUCCCGUCACAGUCACAGGCUUCCGGACAGUAUGCUUUUGUGCAGCAUGGGCAUCUUCCCCCGAUAGCGUCAGUUCAGCAUUCGACAAUAGUGACGGGACAGAAGCUAGAAAGCGAUCCAAAAGAUCCAGAUUACAUGCAUUACGAUAGCGUCGAUCACCUUAAAGCGUCGCCGUACAGCUAUCAUGACGAACCACAUUCGUUUGAAAAUUCGUUCGAGUUUGUCGAGGACAUGGCACACUUCACAUACGAGGCCCAAAACACCGAACCAAUCUAUGCUGAACCUACGAAAGUUUCAGUGAACCGCGAAAAAUCACACGCUACGGAUAGUGGAACAAGCAGCACUAGCAAUGAGGAAGAAUCGGAUAAUGUAGAGCUUCGCGCGUCCCUUCUUGGUGGAAUCGGUGAACCACCCGAGCACAGCAAGUCAACGUUAGUAUUGAAUCGGCGCAGUGAAUCGAUGAUUUCGUCUACAACUUCAGCAGACGACGAGCUUCCGAAAGCGAUGUCGGGCGAUGACCAAUCGGACCGAUCCAAAUCGGUCAGAAAGUAUCACUCUAAAAGCUUUAGUCUGUCUGAAAACAAGCUAGCGCUAAUGGGAAGUGUUGGUAGCGCUACAGCUGCUGGUACAUUCAACGUAUUCCAGCAGAACCGAGACCUCUGGCAAAAGCGUGCUACACAGAGCUCGUAUCAAAACCUGGCAACAUCGCGCAUUCUCACCCGCAACAGAAUAGCUCCGGAUCUGGUUAUGGACCUUCCUCCGUCCGCCAUUAGCAAGGAGGGUACUGUGCAUGCAUCGCGCGAAUCACUUGACAACGAGCUGGAGGAUAUGACCUCAGCUGAACGAUUCGCUGCACAAAACCAAUGCACACUGAAAAAGAAUGAGAGAUUUUCGAACGAAUCCCCCGUGUACGAAAAUAAUACCGUGAAAAAGGAGGUGAAGCUGGACGCGAGUAGUGCUGUGGCUGUCGAUAAACCUAAGGCAGAAGUGAAACCACAGGAAUUUAAUAUUAAAUCCACUAGUAAUUCCACCAGCAGUGCAGCGGUGUUGCAUAGUACCGAGGUUCCGAAAACUGACGAAGCACACGAAAUUAAAGAAGUAUCAAUGAUAGAAUGCGGAAAUACGUCUUUAGCAGCAGUGCCAAUAACUGUAGAAGUUGAAGAAGACAGUCCUGUAGCAGAGGCACCCAACCCCGUCACGCAUACGCAUAAGGAUGUUUGUAAGAGUCCUAUUCCGACGCAUAAUACGCAGAAAUUUGUGUCCCAAUUUGCCGACCUGCACUUGACCGGAGGCUGUCUAGUGAAAUCUUUAGAAGGCACCACAGGCGCAAGCGCCCUUACGCAAGAACAACAGGCAAAGAGCCUCAGCUCAUUUAAACCGCAAGUAAAGGUUAAACCUCAGAUUCUUAAAAAGCCGCAAGUUCUGCCACCGCAAACACCAGAAAUGCAGCGCCGCAAUCCAAACAUGUAAUAUGUGACUGCAAAGCCGGUGGGGUCACAUGUACGUAUGUGCUCGACACGAACGAUACACUGGCGCCCGUGCUCAUGGAGUAAACGAUGCACAUUGAAGCAUACUUUACGAAUUUAAUAAUACUGAAAAUUACGAUCGAUUCUCGGCUUGAUCGAGGGGAGCAAAUAUGACCAUAUUAUGAAAAGAAAGCGUAUACUUAUAUAUGACUUUAACAAUAACAAUAAAAAAAUUAAUGAGGUGGUGCUCUGUGAAACGCAUGCUAAACAAACAAGUUUAAAACACCAAUAUUUGCAGUGCAUAUGUACUUACAAUUGCAAAAAAAAAUUAAAUGCUAAGACUGAGUCGGAACAAUAUUAACACUAACGGCCAUACAUUUUUUAAACUCCUUUGAGUGCCACUCACUCCCUGGUAUGAUUUUGAUUAAACUUGGCACAAAUGUUCAUGUAAUAUUCUAUUAAACUUACCAUUACCACUGGAAUUUACACUACUUUCGUUCAGAAUUCAACCGUGGGGGCAUGAUGGUAAGAAGUUUCCACCCCAAAUUUCUUUUGAUAAACAAAAGUUACAGUUUAAAUAAUGAAGAAUAAAUUAGGCAAUGGCAGCCAUUA
Molecule: messenger RNA, 4781 nt
Organism: Anopheles coustani
Lineage: Eukaryota; Metazoa; Arthropoda; Insecta; Diptera; Culicidae
Product: SLIT-ROBO Rho GTPase-activating protein 1-like
Exons: 14
Coding region: 52-4173 (1373 amino acids)
Biological process (GO): signal transduction; negative regulation of cell migration
Cellular component (GO): cytoplasm
Molecular function (GO): protein binding
Source: RefSeq, a predicted model, not a curated record